This is a messenger RNA of Rodentolepis nana, 174 nucleotides long. The record is from the annotation of a GenBank genome assembly. Lineage: Eukaryota; Metazoa; Platyhelminthes; Cestoda; Cyclophyllidea; Hymenolepididae.
UUGAUGUCUGGCGGGGCCAACUUAGCCAACUUGCCUCAGCACGAGCAGGAGAAGGUGAAUCUGCUGCGACAGGCGCUCUCUCUUCCUGAGGAGUCACUGGCAAUGCUACCUGAAGAUGAACAGCGCGGCAUUCGCAUUUUGAAGGAGAGUCUGCGUCGCAGGGCAAACUUCUAG